UUGAAUCGGACUCCAUGCACAACUACGUUCUACGUUCCAGGAAUGUUGGAUCCUAAUUUCUGAUUCUGCUAACUUUUGAGUAAAAAGCUAAAGGAAAAACGUAUAGAUAUGGCAGCCGUUGGAACGAUGUAUGCUGUAAGGCCUCAUUAUGACGUUGAUGGUUGCGUCACCACUGCUGACAUCAUGUAUCCUGUUAAGCGACUGUAUCCUCCCGUCACUAAUCUACGUCAGGAUAAAAGUCUUGAAGAGCGUCAAGAGUCGUUACUGAAAAAACUUGACUCUCUGAUUGCAACAGCAACUGCAAGGUUGGGUGAUGUUGCGCAAUCCACAAGUAAUGUUACGCAAUCAGAUGGAAGAUUCAGUGAAAUUCUACAGCCUGGUUGCCCGGUGGAUAUUGUGAUUCGAACAAAUCCAGCCAACCCGCCCAUUUGGUUAAACCAUGUGAAGAAUCUUCUGGAGGACUCAGGGAUCAGGUCAUGGUGGAAGUUCCACACUCAUUCUUCUGUCCGUGUCCGGCCGGAGAUGAAAUCUUUCCCAGCUUCCGUCGAACACGAGGACAGAAAUCCGUACCAGCUGAUCAUCACUGUCGUAUGGUCUGACGCGCAAUGCCCGUCACUUCACACAAGCCCUUGCAAUCGGACACCAAUAUGUGGCGAGAGUAAUAUAUUCCGGUUUUUUGCUCGACUGUUUGGAGUCUAUGAUACAUCCACAAAUAGUGAUGCAGUAACCGAUAUUUGUCUUGAUGCUUGUGAUGUCAUAACAUCCCCUUCAUCGUCCAACCAGGAAAAAGCUUCAACUAUGAAAUCAAUAUCGACAGCUGUAGAGAAAAGGUCAUGGUUUGGUGAUCACAGUUCGCCGUUACUUGAAUCUUAUGUCGCGUCAGUUUUGGCAAAUUAUGGAACAAAAAAUAUACCACAAGAGGGACUCAAAAGAUGGGUCACACAACGUGUGGGUUAAUGUAUUGAGAACUUGCACAAUGUUUUACCAUGGUGCCAGAUUUUGUAUGAAGUUUAAGAAUAUGAAAAAAAAUAAAAAUCAUAGAUUGCCUUU
Molecule: messenger RNA, 1050 nt
Organism: Styela clava
Lineage: Eukaryota; Metazoa; Chordata; Ascidiacea; Stolidobranchia; Styelidae
Product: aminoacyl tRNA synthase complex-interacting multifunctional protein 2-like
Cellular component (GO): aminoacyl-tRNA synthetase multienzyme complex
Source: RefSeq, a predicted model, not a curated record